This is a messenger RNA of Terrapene triunguis (Three-toed box turtle), 1050 nucleotides long. Its product is annotated as eukaryotic translation initiation factor 3 subunit C-like. The record is from RefSeq and is a predicted model, not a curated record. The transcript has 8 exons. Gene Ontology annotation, biological process: translational initiation. Gene Ontology annotation, cellular component: eukaryotic translation initiation factor 3 complex. Gene Ontology annotation, molecular function: translation initiation factor activity; translation initiation factor binding; RNA binding. NCBI's taxonomy places the organism in Eukaryota, Metazoa, Chordata, Testudines, Emydidae. The annotation marks the transcript as partial.
CCCCCACUCCCUGCCCCCAGGGACGAGGACAAGAAGUCGACGGAGAAGAAGCGGGAUGAGAAGGCCAAGAAGAAGCACGACCGCAAGGCCAAGAAGUACGAGGACGAGGAGGACGAGGGCGGCGAGUGGGAGAAGGUCAAAGGGGGGGCGCCCCUGGUCAAGGAGAAGCCCAAGAUGUUUGCCAAGGGCACCGAGAUCAACCACGCCGUGGUGGUGAAGAAGCUGAACGAGAUCCUGCAGGCCCGUGGGAAGAAGGGCACGGACCGGGCGGCCCAGAUCGAGCUGCUGCAGCUGCUGGUGACCAUCGCGGCCGAGAACAACCUGGGCAUCGCCAUGGACCUCAAGAUCAAGUUCAACAUCGUCGCCUCCCUCUACGACUACAACCCCAACCUGGCCACCUACAUGAAGCCGGAGAUGUGGAAGAAGUGCCUGGAGAGCAUCGACGAGCUGCUGGACAUGCUCUUCGCCAACCCCAACAUCUUCAUCGGGGAGAACAUCCUGGAGGAGUCGGAGAACCUGUCCAACUUCGAGCAGCCCCUGCGGGUGCGUGGCUGCAUCCUGACGCUGGUGGAGCGCAUGGACGAGGAGUUCACCAAGAUCAUGCAGAACACGGACCCGCACUCCCAGGAGUACGUGGAUCACCUGAAGGACGAGGGGCGGGUGUGCGGGAUCAUCGGGCGGGUGCAGAGCUACCUGCAGGAGAAGGGCACGACGGAGGAGAUCUGCCGCGGGUACCUGCGCCGGGUGCUGCACACCUACUACAAGUUCGACUACAAGGCGCAUCAGCGGGAGCAGGGCCCCGCCGGCGACUCCAAGUCGGAGCAGGACCAGGCGGAGAACGAGGGGGAGGACAGCGCGGUGCUCAUGGACCGGCUCUGCAAGUACAUCUACGCCAAGGACCGCACGGACCGGAUCCGCACCUGCGCCAUCCUGUGCCACAUCUACCACCACGCCCUGCACAGCCGCUGGUUCCAGGCCCGCGACCUCAUGCUCAUGUCCCACCUGCAGGACAACAUCCAGCACGCCGACCCCCCGGUGCAGAUCCUGUAC